CAUUUGCCCUUUUCCGCUCUUUCUGUGAAAAGGAGAGAAAGUGGCUGCGGAGGGAGGAAGGAGAGAAUUGUGGGGGGUUCCCAUACUUGUUCUUUUUCUUUUUCCUUGUGUUCUCGUUGGAUUCUGGGGAGUUCCGUAGGAGGAUGUAGGAGUUGUUUCUGUUGUUUGUUUCUGGCUUUUUUGAUUAGGUUGUGUCUUGAUUGGUCGCUAGUUUUUUUUUUUUUUUUUGGUGGUGGUAUAUAUGGAGGGAAACGGUGCGUCGACGGCGCAAGGAGAUUUGGGGAUGACGUCGACGGAUUGGAGGUCGGAGCUCUCUGCAGCUUCGCGGCAGAUAAUCGUCGAUCGAAUAAUUGCGACGCUGAUGAAACACUUACCAAUCUCUGGUCCUUUUGGAGUCUUGGAGCUUAAGAAAAUUGCCGAAAGAUUUGAGGAAAGAAUGCAUGCUACUUCAAUGAGUCAGCCGGAUUAUUUGCGGAGAAUAUCCAUUAAAAUGCUUCAGAUGGAACCGAUAUCUGCAUGCAACUUUGUCACUGGAGGCGAAUUUUUACAAGUUCCAGGACAAGGUAAUCCACAAAAUACAUCUUCAGUUUCUCAGACACAAAACCAGGCAAGGUUAUAUGGAGAUACAGCUUCCCUUCAACAGCAUCAGCAACAGCCAAAAAAACAAAAACGGUCCUGUUCUCACGUCAUGGGGAAGCAGAAAAAGUGCCGCAUGUCAUCUGCUGUCGAAGAGGAGAUCUUGUGCUCAAUUUGUUUGGAUCCAGUUAUGGAUAAUGGAGAGAGAUCAACAGCUAAACUGCGAUGCAGUCACCAAUUCCAUCUUGAUUGUAUUGGUUCAGCAUUCAAUGCAAAAGCUUCAAUGCAGUGCCCAACUUGUAGGAGAGUUGAGAAUGGCCAAUGGCGUUUUGGCAGAUAAAUAUCGUUCUUUCUCAGAUUUUGGUGAGGAUGACUGGACAGAGCGGUUGUGAUCCUUAUGAUGAUUGCCUACUGCAUGGUUGUGGAGGCUCCUUUGGUUCGAAUAGGCAGUAUAAGGAUAGAUUGCUCCAUUGGUUAGGUUUUACGUGUACAGUUUGUUAUCCUUUAGCUUGUUCUGGAUCUUUUCAUUCCUGCUUGAAGUAAGGGGAUAAUUGUACUGUACUCAUUAUCCAUGAAAAAGUGUGCAUGGAGUCCUACAAAAGACUCCACAAUAUUUUUCCCAUUCACAUAUCUAGAUAGUGCUGUAUCCAAGGGAAAGUGGUGGAGAAACAUGACUCUUCUGUUUCACUUGUAGAAAAAUAAUUUGCCAUCUGUCAUGAGUAAUGUAUAUAUGUAUGUAAAUUAUCAUAA
Messenger RNA from Nymphaea colorata (pocket water lily), 1326 nucleotides. RefSeq names its product mediator of RNA polymerase II transcription subunit 15a-like. Gene Ontology annotation, molecular function: ubiquitin-protein transferase activity; transcription coregulator activity. Bases 242 to 916 code for a protein of 224 amino acids. Gene Ontology annotation, biological process: regulation of DNA-templated transcription. The record is from RefSeq and is a predicted model, not a curated record. The transcript has 5 exons. NCBI's taxonomy places the organism in Eukaryota, Viridiplantae, Streptophyta, Magnoliopsida, Nymphaeales, Nymphaeaceae.